UGACGCUCGCUGUCCCCUAGGAGAGGAUGAUGAGGUGAGAGCACGGUGCCGGGACGGACAACAGCGGGGCAGUGGCUGCCUUAGAGCUGCAGAGAAAUCUACAGAAGGUUUCUUCCUCCUGGCCAAUGCACUCUACCGCUCUGUGCCGUGGUUUUGCCGUCUCCUGGCUCCAAGGGCUCCUCUCGCCAUGAGCUUCUUCGAGGAGGCCGAAACAGAGGAGACAGUGACGUGCCUCCACCUGACCUUCUACCACCCCGGGCAGGCUGAGAAGAUGAUGUUCCGCUGCCUGGAUUUCUGCCGGCGGCAGCAGCUGCGGGCGGACGACACGGCCAAGUUCGGCCGUGACUCCAGCCUGUGCCGCUACAGCCUGGUGGACACGCGCGUCUCCCGCAUCCAGUUCUCCCUGCAGUUCUACAGGAAGCUCCACAGCUCCGAGUACGCCUUCGAGAUCAAGAACCUGAGCAAGAAAACGAAGCUGACCGUCAACCAAACGGAGCUGGGCUACUUGAACAAAAUCGACCUGCCCUGGAAGUGCAUCAUCUGCUUUGGGGAAUACCAGGUCCUGGCGGAGAUUCAAGAAGGGGAGGCCGUGGAUUAUUUUGAGACUCACUUGCACUUGGCUGAAGCACCCAUCUUACAAGAAAGGUGCCUGCCAUCCCUGCAGCCUGUUCCUGAGAAUGGCAUUUCUCCUUCCUUUCCUCCUGGCCAAGGCAAAAGCCCCACAGAGAUUGAUGAGAACGAGAUAUGCUAGCGGGGAGAAGGAGGCUGGAUCAGGUUUUCUGGCCUCCAGCACACACAGCUCUCACCUCAGCCCAGUGUUCUUGGUGGUGCUCACUGACUGCCGCACAUCAGUCUUCUUUACUUGCUGUUAUCAGCACAGGCAUUCCAGAGCACUGCUCCUUCCACAGGAAUGGAUUCCUGACACUGCCUUCUCGGAGGGCUCUCUGAUGCCCAGAAUGGUGUGGGAGACAAGGGGUCACUCAAAUCCACAGAAUCCCAGAACUGUGGCCACGUGCCUUGGAGGGAUAUUUAACAGGCACUAAUACAGAGCGAGCACAGCAGGUUUUGGUCCCAACCAGGGGGUGACACAGUGUCUUGUUGCAUAUUUUACUUUGUGCUCUGCUUUGCACACCAAAUCCCAAACAGUAUUUUUUGCGAGCCUAUGUUGUGACUUCACAGAUUUUGCAACUUAAAAACACUUUGUCCUUUUAUGUUUUUAUUAGCUUCAAAGCAAGGUUUCUUUUUUAUUUUCACUUAUUUAAUUAAUAUAUAUAUAUUUUUUUUGCAAGUUAACUACUUUUGCUUGUGAUGUAGACAAACAUGUAGCACCAAUGAUCAUGGUCUAUAAAAAUCCACAAUUAUUUUGCAAUAAAUACAUUUUGUUCCCUAGUAAGGGUUUGCUCUGUUAUAUGGCUGCACUCUAAAAGAAUUUUUGGAGAAUAAAAUUAUUUCCAGGACCAUCAAGAUAAGAGACUGUCACUGGGCUUUCCAAAGAUGCCAUGGCUCCAAGGUAAGAAUUUACUUAAAUACUUCCAGGAAGUUUUCUACCUCUACUCCUCUACCCAAACCUCUCUAAUAAUUUUCUGGUCUUUUAAGUAUUUCUCAGAUUGUUUCAGUCAUGUUUUUCUUUGUCAGGGGCUCAGCUUUUCAUUGGCGUUUGGCUUUUUUAUUUUGGCAAGGAUUUUAGCUUGCUUGAAAGACACACUGGGGAAGAAUAGGAGUUACCCACUUCAUCACCCCUGAAUAUUAGGAUGCAUUUCAGCAUUAAUCAUUCCAAGAAAACCAUAAUUAUAACUGAGGGGAGGAACAGCUGGGAUUAAGGCAACCAACCACGAGUGAGAGAAAGCCACAUGGGAGAGGCAAUGAAACUCAAACACAGGCUUAUGCAGGAUUUGCCUGUUCAUCUCCUCUGUGACAAAAUUACUUUGUUGCCAUGUUUUCUACUCUUGGAAGCCGGCUGUGGUUUCCAAACAACAAUCACUUGCUCAGCUGUGUUUACCUGAGGAAAGAAUCAGUCGUGUAAAAUGCAUAUUAAAAAAUGGAUUGUCUCCUAUCACUACAUUGAUCUGACCAGCAGAAGGUGAUUUACACAAGGAAGGUUAUUUUGCCUUUAAAGGGUGUGGGUACAGCUGCUCAUUUCCAACAGGAGAAAGGCUCCAUGCUCCAAACUCCCCAGGUCUUCUGCAGCAGGUCCCCAGAAGGGACACUGUGGGAUUCAGCAGGGCUCUGACAUGGCUGCCACAAACCCAGCAACAGAUACCACACUGCCAAAUGUAAGACUUGCUGAAAAUUUUAAUGACUCUUGAAUUUGUACAGAUAGGCAUUUUACAGUACCCUGGAACUGCUUUGCAUGAGCUGUUUGUGGAAUCCCUCCAUCUCUCAAAUACCCACAGAGAUAGAGCAUCACUUCAAAAGUCACCCAGCGUGGUGCACUGAGCUCUGCAAAUGUUAUCAUCAACCAUGGCUACAGAACAUGCCCAUCACAGAAAAAGCUGGAGUCAGCCUCCUGUUUCCUCAGUGCUUGUUCAUCCCAAGGGCAGGACUGUCAGCUAAUUCCUCAAGGCAUGGUCAGGAUAAGGUCACCUCAUGUUCCCUGGCCAGGAGCAGCAGUGACCAGGGAAGGGGAGGAGACAGUUUCAGCAGGUAAAAAACAAGUUAUUUACAUGUGGAGGAAGUUGCCUUCCUUCCCACAGGAAUAUGCUAUACAAAGAAAUAUCCAAGAGAAGUCACACAGCAGUAGCCUAGGCCAAACCCAACAUAUACAUUUGAUGUGUACAGGUCUUUAAAGCUCAUUACAAGUAUUGCAAAUGUAAAUAAUGGUAGUGAAAUAUUUCCAGUGACGUGGCUACAACUGAAGAGAUGGAAUGUUACCAACAGGAUUUAACUGAAAUGAAGAGAUGGAAUGUUACCAACAGGAUUUAUCUGUUCUCUCGGGUUACUUGUACACAUUUAACCCCAGUGUGCAUGAUUUCUGUUCCUUAUCCACACAGUAACCACCCAAAUAUUCCACAUAGCUUCAGAUGAGCUAAACCACAUUUUUCACACAGCUUUCACCAACAAAUUCAGUUCUGAUGAUUGACAGAGCAGGUUUGUUACUUACCACAACAUGUUCUUUUUACUCCAAAACAAAGUUAAACCCUGUCACCCUUUUCCCCCUGGAAAAACGAGACAGCUGCACAAAAUAAUGGCAGAGUAGAAUGGCUUUACUUUGAAACUUUGGGGAAAGCUUGAGACCUGCAAGUACUUUGCAGGUUCUCUUUUGCUAAAAAGUAAGAUUGACAUGGAAUACUGGGGGAGACCACACAGCACAGGACAGCAGCGGUGCAGUCACUGAACACCUCCUUGGAUUUCAGCCCCUAUUGGCAGGAUUAACCAUCCACUUGAGAGGCACAGGAAAGGCAGAGCACUUUAACACACUGUUAGAACAUGAUUUUUUCUUCUUUCUUUUCAAAAUGCAGGUGUAAAAAUUCAGUCUUUAGGUUCUUGUUCUUCCCACCCUGCCAGCAGCAGAGCCAUCAUCCCUCCCUGUUUGCUCGCUGGAUGUUGCUUUUCCAUAAUUGUUCUGGUCCAGUGGAAUUAUAAAUUUUCCACAACUGAAGGAUUUUAAGGACCGUGUAGCAACAGAGGUUGGUCUGUUCAGGGGGGCUGGGAAAACAAGACUUUGGUCCUCCCAGUUCUUCACUGGUUAAAAUUCCCAUUUUAUUGACACAUACAGAGAAUUUAUAUUUUAUUUUUGCUUUUCUACCUAGAACACGCUUACUAAGUCUGGCAUAUUAUUACACAAGGCAGUACCUUACCUAACCUGAUGAGUUUUACUGUGUUCAUUGAGGUUAACCGUGCUUGGCAUAAAGCAAUUAAAUAAAUAAAAUAAAUGGAAAAAGGACAACAGAAGACUAGAAAGGCUUCAAGCUAGACAGGGGAAAAUCUGCAGAUUUGCCAUGUGUAAAAUUUGUUUUGCAGCUCUAAAUAGCUGAAGAGCAAGUCAAAAAGCACAGAAAUAGAAAUAUUUAAAAAUUAUUUCUCUAUCUUCAAGUAUUAAAUUAAAGAGGACUGUAUUAAAUUAUAGAGGACUGUUUCUGAGAUAAAUAUUAGGCCAACGAUGAAUUUUAAAACAAAAUCAAUAGAAACAUCAUCCAGAAA
Molecule: messenger RNA, 4140 nt
Organism: Zonotrichia albicollis (white-throated sparrow)
Lineage: Eukaryota; Metazoa; Chordata; Aves; Passeriformes; Passerellidae
Source: RefSeq, a predicted model, not a curated record